Danaus plexippus (monarch butterfly) is the source of this 4527-nucleotide messenger RNA. It is a transcript of the gene Delta, whose product is annotated as neurogenic locus protein delta-like. Gene Ontology annotation, molecular function: calcium ion binding. Bases 243 to 2426 code for a protein of 727 amino acids. The record is from RefSeq and is a predicted model, not a curated record. Gene Ontology annotation, biological process: Notch signaling pathway; cell communication; multicellular organism development. NCBI's taxonomy places the organism in Eukaryota, Metazoa, Arthropoda, Insecta, Lepidoptera, Nymphalidae. The transcript has 7 exons. Gene Ontology annotation, cellular component: membrane.
CACGCACCGUCGCGAACACACGUUAUUACGGCUGCAACACGCCGGCCGCACGCGCGCAAUUCGAACGUAGUGCACCAAACAACGCGACCGGUUCCCUUAACCGAUGAGCGUGACACCUCUAAGUGUUGUGUGACUUAUAGUGAAACUCAGUGCAGACAUGUGCGAGUGAUGGAUUACAGCACCGUCGAUUGCUGACGGGGUUCUGAUCCCGUGUAUGCCCAGGCGCCGGUGGCCGCGCCAGUAUGCGCGCCCCUACGGUGCUGAUCGCCCUGCUAGGGUUUCUGCCCCAGGUGCUGUCGUCCGGUUCGUUCGAACUGAGGAUAAAAAGUUUUACAAACUCGCUCGGUAGGCUAAGUAGUGGGCAGUGCUGUGAUGGUUCCAAUAGUGAGCAGUGCGUAGCGCCUUGCAGGACUAAAUUUAGAGUGUGCCUCAAGAUAUACCAAGCCAAUAUCGAUACCACAUCACCGUGUACCUUCGGUGACAUCACUACACCGGUGCUCGGUGGAAAUUCUUUGGAUGUGCCGAACCUCAAUGUCGAAGGAUUCACCAACCCCAUCGUUUUCCCCUUUGAUUUCACGUGGCCGGGUACAUUCUCUCUCAUUGUCGAAGCGUGGCACGACACUAACGAUACGUCAAGAUCGGACGACACAUUGAUCGCGCGGAUGACGAAGCAGAGUAUAGCUGACGUCGGAGGUCCGUGGAACGACGAGGAACAACGCUGGGGAGGAAUGAGUGGGGUCCACCUGAAGCUCUCGUAUAGAGUGACGUGUUCUCCGCAUUACUACGGACCAGGCUGUGAAGUCCUCUGCCGGCCGCGGGAUGACGCCUUCGGACACUACACGUGCUCAUCCACCGGCGAAAUCGUCUGCAAGCCGGGCUGGACCGGGGAUUAUUGUUCAAAACCGAGAUGUUUGCCCGGCUGCGACUCGGAGCACGGCCACUGCCUCAAGCCCGACGAAUGCAUUUGUCAUUCGGGCUGGGUGGGCGAGCUGUGCGACCAGUGCGAGCGACAUCCGGGCUGCGUGCACGGAACAUGCUCCAAACCAUGGGACUGCAUAUGCGAGGAGGGCUGGGGCGGAUUGUUCUGCAAUCAAGAUCUGAACUAUUGCACCAAUCACAGGCCAUGCAAAAACGGCGGCACCUGUCACAAUACAGGACAAGGAAGUUACACCUGUGUCUGCUCUGAAGAAUACACUGGACCAGAUUGUGAGAAAUCUCUGCAUUCGUGUGCAGUACGCGCCUGUCUCAACGGAGGAGCCUGUGUUCCUGACGAGGGAGGGGAACUGUCGUGCGCUUGUCCCUCAGGAUAUGAAGGAGCUCAUUGUGAAACGCGAAGACUGACUUGUGCCGAUCAACCUUGCAGAAAUGGAGGGACUUGCGAGCCAAGAGCGUCCGGCUACGUUUGUCUUUGUCCCGCGGGUUAUACCGGCCUAGAUUGUGCCGUGGAGGCUGACCCUUGCGCCGUCAACCCCUGUAGAAACGGAGCCACGUGCAAUCGAGCUGGAGAUGGAUUUAGAUGUUCGUGUAAGACAGGAUUCAGAGGGAACAGGUGUGAGAUAAACAUAGACGACUGUACGGGCAUAGUGUGUGAACACGGCGGGACAUGCGUGGACCUCGUCAACGGUCAGCGGUGCCAGUGCGCGCCUGGAUUCCUCGGACCGAGAUGUGAGACACGGGUCGACUUCUGCCUCGCGAAGCCUUGCGCUAACGGUGGCAAAUGUCACGUACUGGAUAAUGACUACGAGUGCCACUGCCGGCCGGGCUUCGCCGGCAAAGACUGCAGCAUAGACGUAGAUGAAUGCGCCUCCUCGCCCUGCAGGAACGGCGGUACCUGCAGGGACAGAGUCGAUGGCUACCAUUGCAACUGCCCGCCAGGCUGGGGUGGGAAGUCAUGUACGGUGUCGCUGGCGGAUUUCGCGGCGAAACCUGCGGGGGGUCACCUGAGAAGGAUAGGAGACGAGACCCCCGAAGAGAGUCUGUCUGGGCGACACGUGGCUCUCAUCGCAGCGCUAUCGGCCGCGGUGCCAGCCGCAGCUUUAGCGGCUGCCGUGGCGGUCGCCUGCAUCAGGAGAAGAAGGAAGCGAGCACAGAACGCGGCGGACGCGGAGGCGCGUGCACAGAACGCUGCCAACUCGGGCGGCGGCGGACGCGUCAUAAGGAACACGUGGGGUAAAUGCGAAGCCCCGGCCCCCGAGUGUCAGAACGCUCACAAUGCGGCCGCCGAGGAGUGCAAGAGGAAGACUCUGAACACGGAGAGUGCGGCGAGACUGCUGGCGGCGCUGGACCCGCGACUGUCACGACUCUCCGCUGACUCCGCGUACUGCGCCAACAGCGAUACCUCUCUCGUGAAGCGCGCCCUGGAGGGCGGGGGGGUGUACGUGCUAGACGACCACUGCCUGCCGCCGACGUUCGCGACGCAAGUGUAGUGUUAAAAGUGCGCGAUGGACAUUAAAUUAUUUAUUGAGUACGGACGCUCGUGUGAUGAAGGCUGUGCGCCGCUUGUACAUAUAGAGUAACCUGUAUAAUGACCCCCUGUAUAGACGGCUAGAUGUAAUUAUUUGGAUAUAUUUAUUAGCGGUCCGGACGCCCUGUAUAUAGUGACGGUUGUCCGGAUCGCCGACUAUCGGCAAGCGUCGCCCGUACCGCCGCCGCGACUGAUCGGAGAAUGGACUCUAUCGCAUCGUAUUAGGGUUGAUAUUUGGUUGAGGGUGAGGACCGCGCUUGCUGAGGGUAGUGGACUCGUCCACGUCUGCGAUCUCUGUAGGUAACGAGACGAGACUGUCGCGCGAGUCGGUCCGUCGCGCGACAGUCGUGCUGACAUACCUAUCAAUAUUCUAUCUAUCUUUUUUCCUUUUAUUAUCUUCCUUUAUCUUUCUUGUCUCUCUUCAUGAGUACGGUCAGAAUCCGAUCUAUUUCCGAACCCUGUCCUGUUUGUUUCGCACCUGUAUGAACCAAACCGUGCGUCAUAUUUUAGAAUAAUUUAUAUAAAUACGCGGAUAUUUUCGUCCGCCAUUUUUUUUUACAUUGAUUAUAUUUGUGAUUGAGUAAUUAUUGUCAUUGUUCCUAUGAUUAUGAUUGUUAAUUAUAAAGUAAAAAUCUUGUUUCGGUUUUCUUGAAAAUUGACAUAGAUUUUUUACUAAUCUCACUUCUGUUAUAUCUGGAAUGUAGAUUGAACGUUGUUCCUUGAUCCGAGCGUCAUCGUAACGCCCUCGCGCUCCGGCAGGGGGCGGGCAGAUGUCGCUCGGAUCUCACAAUAAUUAACACAGCGCACGUAAUUAGUCCAUAGGUUAAAAUAAUUUGUGUACUUAUAAGAAACAAAUGUCGAAACCUAAGUCAUUGUGUAUAAAAACUAUUAAGUUUUAGUGUUUUAAGUAUAUUCUCCAUUACUGUCGUAAGUCUACUGUGAGUCUGUGACAAUACUGACGUCAUUAGGCAACAUAGGACAUAAUAUUGCAGGUUGUUUUUAACUUAUUUAUUAUAGUAAUGUCGGUUUUACCGCUAUCGUACGAGAUUCGUUCACGGCUCGCUUCAAAUUCAUACGAAUCUGAGGCGGGCCGUCGCGAAACGCCUGUCAAAUGAUUUAUAUUAAAUUACAGUUUUAUGAUACAUUUUGUAGAUAAUAUUUAAUAAGGCGCGUUACCUCUUAUGUUGCCUUUUGUACGACGAUUUGAAGAUUGUUAGAUCGACAAAAUUGUAAAAUAUCAAAUAUGAAUAGACUGAUGAUCAAUAUAUAAUUAAUGUUCUUGUAUUUAAUUUUGUAUGAUGACAAAAUGUAAGAUUAAAUUAUGUCAAAAUAGGAAACAUUACCGAAGUAACAUUAUAUGUAUGUAGGGUAUUUAAAUUGAUCACAGUUGUGUCACUUUCAUUUUUCUUUUUGGGAUAUUUUUUAAUGAUAUACGCCUAAAACUGUUCGUCCCGAACCAAUAAAAUGACAGUAUUUUUAAUUUAUUUAUUCGAAAAUAUCAUUGCUAUUAUUAUAUAAUUAAUAUAAUUAUUGAAAAUCAUUGUCUUAUAAUAUUUUUGAACUUCGUUUACAAUUGACUGAAGCUAAAUUGACUUCUUGAUUUGUAUUUUGGACGUAUUUUUAUGAGAAUCACGAAUGCAUUUAAAAGUGUGAGUAUACUGAAAGAAAAUAAUAAAUCAUUCCAUUUUCUCAUAAGUUUAAAUCUAUCUUUAAAAAAUUGUAUUUUAUUGCUACUAUUUUUCUAUGUUUAUUUUGCAUGCAAACGGAAGUGAUUAUAUUUUCCUAAUUAUGAUAUUUGCUCCUUAGUUAGUCGAAGUGCAAAGGUUAUUGUGCUUUGUGUUUACUUUUGGUAUAUUCACAUUUCAGCUCAACUUAAAAGAAAAAUGAAAGCAUUCCGAUGUUAGCGGCGAGCAUAACUAAUAAUUCCAUAGAUCCUAUCACGAUUAAUAAAGUCACUGUAAGCUAAUGCCGUGAUAACUUUGCCGGCGAGUGUUUGUGUAAUGUGCUGCGAUGCAAGGAGAAAUAAAAUGUUAAUAAACAAUUGUUUACAAAAGAUUAAAGAA